Messenger RNA from Oppia nitens, 1343 nucleotides. It is a transcript of the gene Seipin, whose product is annotated as seipin-like. Gene Ontology annotation, cellular component: endoplasmic reticulum membrane. Bases 175 to 1287 code for a protein of 370 amino acids. Gene Ontology annotation, biological process: lipid storage; lipid droplet organization. Lineage: Eukaryota; Metazoa; Arthropoda; Arachnida; Sarcoptiformes; Oppiidae. The transcript has a single exon. The record is from RefSeq and is a predicted model, not a curated record.
AUGUUUAUUUUGAUUGAAUUUUGCGAAAGUUUUCCUCAAAAAAAUUAAAACAUUGUUUCCAAUGAAUGAAAUGAAUUGUUUGUCAUAUGACUGAUGCAAACAAACAUUACAUGACAUUAGUUGUCACAUCACUUGUGGAUCAUUUUGGAUGAAGUUGUCCAGCAAUUUGAAGACAUGGACAACAAUCCGAUACAAUCAGUUCUUCACUAUAUAUUGUCAUCAAUUCAAUACUUUUUUCAAAGCGGACUCUUUAUGUUAUUUUGUCGCAUAUUUGUUGUGUUUGUUCAGCUAUGGAUCAGCUCUUUGGCCAUCAUAUGGACGUCGAUAUUCAUCUAUUUAAUGCUAUAUUAUCAUUAUAUUCCUCAAGUAUGGACAGCCAAAGAUGUGCACAUUCAAUAUCACUCGACGUGCGACCGAUCGGUUAUCGAUAGCCUUUGUAUGAUACCGACGGCUAGAGUGGCCUUAAAACAGGGCAGAAAUGAUGAUGACUUUCAAAGAGGACAGACGUAUAGAUUUGCUAUUGAAAUGAAUUUACCGGAAAGUGAUGUCAACUGGAAUCAGGGGAUGUUUAUGGUUAGACUCAAACUACUUGACCAAAAGCAACGAACAGUUGUCAAUGUGGCCAAACCUACGGGUCUUAAGUAUAAGUCGACUCCAUUGCGAGUAAUCGUAACACUACUGUAUUGGCCACUAUUUGUUAUCGGAUUAGCCGAAGAAAAGCAACACAUUGUUGUCAAUUUGUUGGACAACUUUACGGAAGGAAGUUAUCCAAAGGUGGGUCCCGUCACUGAAGCGGUCAUUGAGUUUGAGGCCAGAGAUAUACAAAUAUAUCCGCCGACUAUUCUCAAAGUGGGCGCAGCCUUAACGGGUUUCCGAUACUUUAUGUAUCACCACUGGAUUAUUAGUGCCAUUGUUGGCAUCAUUUUCAUUGCUUCAACACUUUACUUCUUAACAUUUAUGACUUAUAUUAACCAUUUAUUUAAGUCUAAUAAUAAUAAUAAUAAUUAUAAUGUAAAUAACAUCCCUUCCAUUACCAAUGAUGAUACUGAUGAAACAAAUAAAGAUUAUAAAGAUAAUGACACCAUUAAUGAUCAAAUUAGUGAUGAACUAAAUGUUAAAGCAAAUGAAGAUAAUAAUGAUGAGUAUAGAGAAGCCGAGGCCAAGGCUGACCAACACGAAGAAUCAGGACUUACGGGUGAUAUCAAUGACGACUUGGAGUUAAGCAUUGAAAGUGAUGUCAGUAGUAAUAGUGAAACACAACAAAUACCCGACUCCUCCUUCAGUUAGAAUCGGUUACCAGUUUUCCACAAAAAAUAAAUGUAAUUUCUUGAUCUCAACAAAUC